GCUGGGAUAUGGCGUAACCAUGGGCAGUAAGAUGGCAGCUGCCGCUAGAGUCGUACAGGUAGUCAAGCCACAUACUCCCUUAAUAAAAUUCCCAGACAGAAAAAGUAGUCCCAGACCUAAAAUACUGGAAUCUCUACAAGCAAGUAUGCCAUCUCUUGGUGCUUCAAAAGCACAGGAGUCUGUAGGAGGCAGAUCACCAGGAUUUCAAAAUAUUUCACCGGUUAGUAGAGUACAAGGUAUACCAGACACUUCUGAAUCAACAAGAACCUUACCUCAGAAAUACAGACGAAAACUAAUGUCAGAUGAAGAGAUUGAAUAUAUUCAACGUGGAGGUCCAGAAUAAAUAUGGAAAAUUAUUUGCCACUGUUGAAGAAUGAAAUAUUACAUUCACAAUAAAAGCAUUUCCUUAAUA
Melospiza melodia melodia is the source of this 412-nucleotide messenger RNA. RefSeq names its product alpha-ketoglutarate dehydrogenase component 4-like. The transcript has 4 exons. The coding region runs from base 20 to 343 and encodes 107 amino acids. The record is from RefSeq and is a predicted model, not a curated record. NCBI's taxonomy places the organism in Eukaryota, Metazoa, Chordata, Aves, Passeriformes, Passerellidae. Gene Ontology annotation, molecular function: oxoglutarate dehydrogenase (succinyl-transferring) activity. Gene Ontology annotation, biological process: 2-oxoglutarate metabolic process.